CUCACAACAUAUUUUUUCAUUCUUCACUGCGUCCCAAUCAUCCCACAAAAUACCCACUGUGCUCGAAAAAUGCGAAUAAAAAUACUGCUCGAAUCGAUGUCAUGCGGAUUGCAUACCCUGUGGCUGCAAUACAGUGCGACGAUUCGAAACAACCGCUCGAACCACCAGUAAGCAUGAUGCAAUUUUAUUUGCCAAACAUCAUCCGUCGUUUUGUCUCAAUCAGUAAGCAACCAAGUGCUUGUGUUUUAGGAAAGAACGUAAAAAUGGAGAAAAAAGAAGCAAAAUCAAAAGAAAAUCAUCGAGGCAUCAGCAACCAGCACAUCGUACUAAAAACACCGAAAGGUACACGAGAUCACGGUCCAAAAGCGGCCGCUAUCCGGCAACGGCUGCUGGACCAGGUGGUUCGCGUGUUCCGAAAACACGGCGCCGUAACGAUUGAAACCCCGGUCUUCGAGCUAAAGGAGGUGCUGACUGGCAAGUACGGUGACGACUCGAAACUUAUCUACGAUCUCAAAGAUCAGGGCGGUGAGCUGCUUGCCUUGCGGUACGAUCUCACCGUUCCGUUUGCCCGGUACGUUAGCAUGAACAACAUUUCCAACAUCAAGCGUUAUCACAUCGCGAAGGUGUACAGGCGAGAUAAUCCACAGAUCACGCUCGGUCGCUACCGGGAGUUUUACCAGUGUGACUUUGAUAUCGCCGGAAUGUACGAUCCGAUGCUACCGGAUGCGGAGUGUGUUAAGAUUGUGUGCGAAAUCCUCGACGAAGUCGGCGUUGGCGAGUUUAUGGUUCGACUAAACCACCGGAAACUAUUGGACGGUAUGUUGGAGGUAUGCGGAGUACCGGCGAAGAUGUUCCGUGCUGUGUGCUCUUCCAUCGAUAAACUGGACAAGACACCGUGGGAUGAGGUGCGACGUGAGAUGAUCGAGCAAAAGGGUUUGGAUAGGGAGCCGAUUGAUCGAAUCACACCGUACGUAACGAUGCACGGUGGGUUGGAACUGUUCAAGCAGUUAACAGAAGAUGAGCAAUUGAAAGCGAAUGCAAACGCUUGUGAGGCUUUCGAGGAUUUGCGGCUGCUGUUCGAAUACUGCGAGAUCUUUAAGAUCUCAAACCGAAUUUCCUUCGAUCUUAGCUUGGCUCGUGGACUGGACUACUACACGGGUGUGAUAUACGAGGCGGUGCUACUUAACGACGAUAGGGAAUUAUCAGUAGGCUCUGUAGCCGGUGGCGGACGGUAUGACAACUUGGUGGGAAUGUUUAAUCCCAAGCGGAAACAACAGGUCCCAUGUGUUGGAGUAUCGAUCGGUGUAGAACGUUUGUUUUCCGUGCUCGAAACGCGUGCCGUCGACCAGAUUCGCACCAACGAAACGGAACUGUACGUAGUAUCGGCUCACAAAGGGUUGCAUCUAAGGCGGCUUGCGAUACUAAACCAACUGUGGACCGCUGGCUUUAAGGCGGAACAUUCGUACAAGCGGAAUCCGAAGCUGCUUGCCCAGCUGCAACACUGUGAGGAGCAUCAGAUCCCAUACGCCAUCAUACUGGGUGAAGGUGAGAUGACACGCGGCGUCGUAAAGCUUCGUGAUAUAUCCUCCCGGAAGGAGGUUGAAGUAACGCUCGACACACUCAUCGAGGAGCUUCGCUGCCGACUUUCAACCGAACUGUAAACUCGUACGAGGAUCAGAGAGUCCGCCUUUCGUGCAAGACUCCACCACGGCUAACGGAAAGCGUUCCACCCGGCCCUCGCUGUUUCCGCUCGUGCAGACAACGAAUUUUCACUUCAAACAACUUUCUCAAAUCGCUCCACAUUUCCAGCUGCUGGACACGAUCGUUCUUGGUCGCGAGCAGCAUCGUCCUUUCCUCCGACAAACGUUUUAUCGCUGCUUCCUGCUCGAGUAUCUGUUGCGAAAGGGUUUCCUUCAGUGAAACUCGUUCCCCGUUUCCGGCAGUGGACAUUUCCUCGUUGACCUUUUCCAGCAGUAGCUGUGAUCGUUCGUGUUCCAUCUGCAGCUCUUGCCACUCCUGCUCGAGCUUGUGUAUGGCGCGCUCCGUUUCCGUGAUCUUCGUCUGCAUCGUGGCCGAUUCAGCAUUCAGCGUGGCGAUUAGCGCGUCGUACGUCUGCAAAUAGAGAAAGUAGGCUCAAUAGGAAUGCA
Molecule: messenger RNA, 2147 nt
Organism: Anopheles stephensi (Asian malaria mosquito)
Lineage: Eukaryota; Metazoa; Arthropoda; Insecta; Diptera; Culicidae
Product: histidine--tRNA ligase, cytoplasmic-like
Exons: 2
Coding region: 102-1661 (519 amino acids)
Biological process (GO): mitochondrial translation; histidyl-tRNA aminoacylation
Cellular component (GO): cytoplasm; mitochondrion
Molecular function (GO): ATP binding; histidine-tRNA ligase activity
Source: RefSeq, a predicted model, not a curated record